AUGAAGCUUUGGAAACGCUUGCUCGCAGAAAAAAAUCCGAUAUUCCGAUUGUGCCGCUGUAGGGCUGAGAUGAAGUGCCCCUCCCCCACCAUCAUCGAGAUCCUGGGCCGUCUUGGCGAGCAGCCGAGUUCCCACCAAGCCCCAACAGCCCCCGCCCCCUCCAAGCGCCUCACCGCACGCCAAAAAGCGCGCGCCCGCCUCGCCGACCCCCUCCUCCCGCGCAAGCUCCACCGCGAAAACAACGUCGUCUCGGACCAAUUCAUCGACUCGAAGCGCGACAAGCGACUGAUCAAACACUCGUCCUUCCUCUCGCGCGUGGCCAAGUCCUCAGGCAAAGCCACCACCAAGAAGCGGCGGCGGCCCUCCAAGAAGCUGGUGACGACGCUCGAGUCGCUGGGCGACGCGCUGGAGGACAUCCAGGCCGACAUCGAGGAGGAGGAUGCGGGCGCCAUGGACGCGGAGCAGGCGCGGCAGGGCAAGGUGCGGCACAAGAGCUUGAAGAGCCGGCCUGGGGCGCUGAAGCGCAAGGAGAGGUUGGUCAAAGGGGAGAUGGAGCGGUUUGGGAGGAGUUUGGCGCAGUUGGCGAAUAUCUCGGCCGCUGCGGCGCCUGUGUUAGGGACGGCGGCCGGGGCUGGGGCUGCGGCUGCUGGGAGUGGGAGUGGGAGUGCGGGGCAGGAGAAGAUGGAUAUGGAGGGGGAGACACAGACAGCGGCGCCGGCCCAGCCUGCGGCUACGUCGGGUCGAUGGGCGGCGUUGCGGGGGUUUAUUUCUGCGACGAUGGAGCAGAACCCGGCGUUUCUAAACAAGACGUGA
Messenger RNA from Chaetomium globosum CBS 148.51, 813 nucleotides. RefSeq lists its product as uncharacterized. Gene Ontology annotation, cellular component: preribosome, small subunit precursor; 90S preribosome; nucleolus. Gene Ontology annotation, biological process: maturation of SSU-rRNA from tricistronic rRNA transcript (SSU-rRNA, 5.8S rRNA, LSU-rRNA). The transcript is spliced from 2 exons. NCBI's taxonomy places the organism in Eukaryota, Fungi, Ascomycota, Sordariomycetes, Sordariales, Chaetomiaceae. The record is from RefSeq and is a predicted model, not a curated record. The coding region runs from base 1 to 813 and encodes 270 amino acids.